CCCUUCUUUUAUCUUCUUUUAUUCCAUUAGUUCUUUGAAUUCUAACUCCCUAAUAAACUUUGAAUCUACAUAUAAAUCAUUCAACUUUUGAUAAUCAACACCUCUAACCUAUUUCUAUUUCUAUGAAACCCCAAUCUUUCUUCUUUCCUUAACUGAAAACUCCACUCUCCAUCUGAUGAAAUGGUUGUGACAUUGUCACUAUUGGGCUCAAAAAUUAUUCACAAAAAAAAAAAAAAGACUAUCCAUUAAGAUUAGCUUGCCUUGUGUGUGUUAUUUUCUCUUAUUUUUCUCCUCUCCAUCACACUAAAUCAAACAAACAAAUAAACAAACCAUUCGAUUUACUUACGGUCUGAAACCUAAGGUAGAAUAUUCAUAUUAUAUGGAAAAAAUAAAAAAAUAGGAUUAAAAAAUACAAAGAAAAUCAUAUCUAUUUUGAAGCAAAAGAGAGCUUAGAAAGUGAAACCGACAAUGGCUUAGCCUAACUGGUUGGUAGCUUGUUCUAUUUGGGAGAUCACAGGUUUAAAUUUUUUUAGGAUGUUUCUGUACUCUUUAAGUUAUUGCAAGUUCAAAGGGAAAUGUGGAAACAAUUAGUGAGAUGAUGUGCAUGGUGUGGAAGCAUUGAGCUAACUUACAAUUAGGAGCUAUGGGACAUCUAUGUCUAGCAUUUAAGGAUUAAUUAUCAAAAAAAAAUGCUGAACUUCAAAGAUUUCAAUAAGAUGAGGAGAAGAGAUGAAAUCAAAGUCAAAUCAACAAUUGAUCAUUAAAUGACAAAACUAAGCUUAUUUGCACAUAGAAGGGAAAAAGAAAUCGCAACCUGAACUUGAUUAAAAAAAAAAAGCAUCCCUGAAACUUCAUUUACUUCCACUGGCUACUAUCUAGUUCCUAAGCCUUGUUAAGCAGAUUGAUAGCACAUGCCACCAUUUAUCAUGCAUCAUUUGGCAUUACCAGAAAUGACUUGGCCUUCAUAAGAGGAAGCUUCUUAGCAAGUGACUAAACAAGGAGUUAGUCUCCAAUAUAAGUUAAUAAAGGGGGUUCUUUGCCAAGGUUGGUAUUAUAACUUUUACCUUUCUACCAAUUCUUCUAUGUAAAAGGAUGAGGCAGCAAAAGAAGCCUCCCCAUCAAGUACCCAACUGUUGUAAGAACUUUUUUCUCUCAUCAAACUCAACAGCUUUUAUCCAAAUUCUAACCCCACACCCUCUCAUAAGAGUCACGCUUCCCUCCACAUACACAUUACACUCCUGAAAGCGUGAACCUUCAACCCCUCUUUCCGUCCAUUUGCAUCAGAAUUUAUAGCAGCACUCUGCCUUCCUAUUGAGAGAGAGAGAGAGAGAUGGGGGUUGCUACUGUUACUGAAUUGAAGCAGAAUGUUUCAGGAAAGAGAACAUUUCGAUCAAGUUUAAGCACCCGGCAUGCCACCGAAUGGCCCCUUUCAGAUGUUUCUAGUGAUCUCACAGUUGAAGUUGGAACAUCGAGCUUUGCACUCCACAAGUUCCCUCUGGUCUCUCGGUGUGGAAAGAUUCGAAAGCUUUUAUCUGAAGCAAAAGAUUCAAAGGUGACGCGCAUAAAUCUCCAAGGCACACCAGGUGGAGCAGAAGCUUUCGAACUAGCUGCCAAGUUCUGCUAUGGUGUGAGCAUAGAAAUCACACUCUCAAACGUGGCCAUGCUGCGAUGUGCAGCUCACUAUCUACAAAUGACCGAAGAAUUCGCAGACAAAAACUUGGAACUACGGACUGAAAUCUACAUAAAGGAAACAGUCAUCCCAAACAUUGCAAAUUCUAUAUCUGUUCUCCACCGUUGUGAGAACCUCCUUCCACUAGCAGAAGAGAUUAAUUUGGUCAACCGAAUCAUAACAGCAAUUGCAACCAAUGUCUGUAAAGAGCAGCUGACAUCUGGCUUGUCCAAACUUGAGCAUAACUUACCCCUUAAACCAAUGACAGUAGAGGUAGAGCCCCCAUCAGACUGGUGGGGAAAGGCAUUAGCAGUGCUAAGCCUAGAUUUCUUUCAGAGAGUCCUCUCUGCAAUGAAAUCAAAGGGUCUCAAACAGGAUAGCAUUAGCAGGAUCUUGAUCAAUUAUGCCCACAACUCUCUCCAAAACCUCUUGGUUAGAGACAUUCAAACAUCAAAGGGGAGCUUCUCAGAUGCAGAAACACAGAAGAAACAAAAGGUUAUUGUAGAAGCCAUAGUCAGCCUACUUCCAACCCAAUCAAGAAAGUCCCCGGUUCCGAUGGCAUUUCUUUCAGGUCUUUUGAAGACCGCAACGAUGGCCUCUUCAUCCACCAUCUGCAAAGCAGAUUUGGAAAGAAGAAUUGGUUUGCAGCUAGACCAAGCUAUUCUUGAAGACAUACUAAUCCCAUCCAACUCUCACAAUGGGCAUCAUUUGUUGUAUGACAAUGAUUCAGUAUCGAGGAUCUUUUCCGUCUUUGUGAAUUUGGAUGACGAAGAGGAUGAUGGGUCUCAGCUGAGAGAGGACAGGGAUGGCUGCUAUGAGUUUGACAGUCCAAGUUCUCCAAAACAAAGCUCCAUACUCAAGGUAUCAAAGCUCAUGGAUAGUUAUCUCGCAGAAAUUGCACUGGAUUCUAACUUGACGCCAUCAAAGUUUAUCGCGCUGGCUGAGCUACUCCCAGAUCAUGCUCGAGUCGUUAAUGAUGGUCUGUAUAGAGCUGUUGAUAUCUUCCUAAAGGUUCAUCCCAACAUCAAGGAAUCAGAACGCUACCGCCUGUGCAAAACCAUAGAUUGCCAGAAGCUGUCUCAAGAUGCAUGCAGCCAUGCAGCUCAAAAUGAGCGGCUACCUGUGCAAAUGGCAGUACAAGUCUUGUACUAUGAGCAGAUCAGGCUUCGAAAUGCCAUGAAUGGAAACCAUGAUCAGUUCUUCUUUGGUUUGGUGCAUGGUCAAUAUCCUCAAAGAUCAGGCAGUGGAGUGGGGAGUGGUGCCAUCUCCCCAAGGGAUAAUUAUGCAUCAGUGAGGAGAGAGAACAGGGAACUGAAGCUUGAGGUUGCAAGAAUGAGGAUGAGGCUGACUGAUUUAGAAAAAGAUCAUGCCUCGAUGAAGCAGGAGCUUGUUCGGGCAAAUCCUGCUAAUAAAUUACUCAGGUCAUUCACCAAAAAGCUAAGCAAGCUGAAUACACUGUUUCGUAUGAAGGAUGUCAAACCUAUUCGCGCAAAGGCUGCUUCAGAUGCCCGGUUUCUGUUUCAGAAGAGGCGGCGCCACUCCAUUUCUUGAGGCUAUGAGUGUCAUGGAUUUUUGAGUGUGUAAACUUGUGGUUGUGUUGAUUUCCAUAUAGUUGAGGAUAAAUAUUUGUUUUGCAUGAAAUUUCUUUUCUGUUUUCUGCUAACACUCUAAAAAUGUAAUCGAUUCUGAAUCCGAAAGACAUGUUCCAUUGUACAAAGUAAAUAUCAUUUUGCAGUAUCUUUGAUGAUAAUCGUCUGUGUGAUGGUUGGAAGAAUAUAUAAAUACUUGUAACUUUUUUGGAAAAACAGAUUUAGUUUGCUGCAAAUAUGAAACAUCCCUAACUCUGACGAAGAAAAUGCUAGCUGAUCAAAGAUAUUCAUGAAAUGGACAUCAAUUGUUUCAGGAAAGAACAUAUGUAACGAAACGGAAUCAGGGUAAUUCGCAGUAAUUUUGGUUAAGUAAUUGUUGAAGGGAUCCAGCUAUGAUGAGAUACAGAAGAUAAAGUGCAUUUCUGGUCCUAUAUGUGAUAAAAAAAAUAUCAAGCUAUGUAACAUUCUUUAUUUGUUUAUUCCAGCUUAUCCCUCUAACCUUUUGAAUUCCUCUUUCUGAGUGAUAACAUAGGUAUAACAGAAUUACAUUUUCGGCACUAAUCUUUCACGAAUUCUGAAGCAUGCUAUAAUCAUCACACUCAUAUCCUUCUUCAAGACUGAAGUCUUACCUCAACAAUAAACGACCUCCCAAGUGAUGCUGAGGCAGAGGCAUUCGGACUUGCUUGAAUUUGAAAAUCCUCUUUUUUUCAUGUUCUUAACAAAAAAAUGUCAGUUAUAAGAAAUAGAAAGGGAAAACAUGCGACAAAAAAAAAAAAGAACUAAAAACAAACGAGUAUUUGGACGGUGAAGGGUUUAAACCUUCGACCUUGUGGUUAAGGUCUAACCAGCUGAGCUAAUCUAGCAUUGGGAAAGAUAAAACUUGCAAUCAACAAUUUAAUGUUAUUGCAUAAAAAGAAAGGUCUACUAAAGAUCACUUUCAGGGACUAUUUGGUGGAUGCCACUCAACCUGCAGUUCAAAAUUCAUACAGAGAGAAUUGCAGAUGGGUUGAGUUGUGCAGGAUCAACUCACUAGUUAAGAUGGUGCAUGAGGGCUAGAUUAGGGUGCAGGCUGACUUAGGGAAUAGGGUGAGAGUUGAAGUCGAGGGUUGGAAUCUUCACCAUUAGAUUGUUGUCCUGAUUGAGCGUUGAUCGACUAGCCUCACCAUGCUCUCAACAUCUUUGAAUCUCAUGAACCAUCUUCAUACUGGAUCUACUUUGUGGAUGGCUGCGAUAGAUGUUCUCUCUGAGUUUUUGAAUAUUUUAGUUUUCAAUUCCCACAUAUAUAUUUAUACAAGAUUGGUUUAAUAAAUCUGGUUUAUCAAAAAAAAGAAGAGAAGGGAGAUAAUGAUGCAAGAGUGGUGCCAGUAGGAAAUGAGGUUGCAUGGGACGCCAAAGAGGAGAUAGGUGGUCGUACUAGGUUGCCAAGAUUAGGAGGCGAGGCUAGGUGGAGCAGAGAGAGAAGAGAGAUGGGACAGAGAUAAGGCGCUGGGUAUGGAGCCAGCAAGGUUAGGAACGAGGCAGGUGGGAUACCGGAGAAGAUAGAGAUGGUGGGGCCAAUGAGAUUACGAGGCAAAGCUUGGUGAGGCACUCGAGUAGUUUUAUCUGCACUUGGUGCCUUCAAACUUUAGAUUUUAGAACCUCGAACCCAAAUAUUUUUUUCCAAAGAAAUCGAGAUACAGCGUCAGAUCUGACAAUUUUCGCAGGAAGUUGGCCAUGCUCCUCAGCGUGUCUGCCUUUGGGCACCUUCAUACUGUAUAGAGUUGUUUAUUUGCAUAUGAAACUUUUUUUUUCAAGACUUUUCAAAAGAGACAUCUCACUGAAAAUGUACACAGAAUCCGGAGCCUAGUAUCCCAAUUGCAUAUGCAAGAUUAUUUUUUCUAGGUUCACAAUUCUUUGGUUGUCAAGAAAUUCAAGUAGAACAGAGAGAAUUAUGAAGAGAAGGAAGAAAAGCUAAAAAGGAGGUCCCGGACGAGCAGAAUUACUUUAGAACCAUGACCAUUUUCGUCCCAGCCAUUUUUGUCAUGCUACUUCAUAAUGUUAUGGAUUGACGAUUACAAAUAUAACAUUUUUCUCUUUGAUGAGAGGUGAGGGCAAAGCCCACCCAAUUAAUUAAAAGAGAAGUACAAAAAA
Phoenix dactylifera (date palm) is the source of this 5388-nucleotide messenger RNA. RefSeq names its product Phototropic-responsive NPH3 family protein. Lineage: Eukaryota; Viridiplantae; Streptophyta; Magnoliopsida; Arecales; Arecaceae. Gene Ontology annotation, molecular function: protein binding. The record is from RefSeq and is a predicted model, not a curated record.